Molecule: messenger RNA, 1386 nt
Organism: Cuscuta epithymum
Lineage: Eukaryota; Viridiplantae; Streptophyta; Magnoliopsida; Solanales; Convolvulaceae
Source: the annotation of a GenBank genome assembly
AUAUAUGUUUGCAUAGUGAAUAGGCAAUGGCAUGCCAGGUUGCUAUAAAUACCCAUGUCAUCCAUCACUUUUUACUAUCCUUCAUUGAGUUCCUCCUAAAUACUUAAUUGCUCAAAAUGGUUGGCAUGUGGUCUUUAAUAAACCAGUUUGGCCAAGACAAAACAUCUUGGACUGUCAAAGUAAGAGCGGUUCGGGUAUAUGCAACCCCAGCCUAUGGGAUUCAUGGUGAAUCCUUGCACUGCAUUUUCCAUGACUCCGAGGGAACAAAAAUACAUGCACACAUUGUGAAAGCCCAGGUUCCAAAGUUUGAGCCAUUGUUCAAGGAAGGAAAAGUGUAUGCAAUUAGAAAUUUCCUGGUCCAAGACAACUAUAUGAAUUUCAAGACAACGAGGAAUGCUUAUAAGUUGUUGUUCCUCAAUAAAACUGAAGCAUUUGAGAUUUCAAAAAUCAAUUUCCCAAUGAGGAUGUUUGACUUUACAUCAAUUGCUGCCUUGCAAGCCGCCGAAGAGGUUGAUGACAGCCACGCGAUAGAUGUCAUCGGCAAGGUAACAUCAAUGUCACACCCUAAGGCACUAACAAAGCUCGGUAGGCAAACUCAGUUGGUGGAUCUCACCCUUGGUGAUGCUCAUGGGAAUACGAUUACUUGCACUUUAUGGGAGGACUUGGUGGACCAGUUGAUAGAUUUUCUGAAAACAAAACCUAAAAAGAUCUUUCUAAUUCUUCAACUAUGCCGUGCAAGGAAAUUUCAGGGUCGUGUGGGUGUAACAAACAUGUUCAACAUGUCAAAGAUGCUGCUGAACAGUGACAGAAAGGAGAGUGUGGAGUUUAUAGCGUCGUUUGGGCCUGAUAAUGAUGAUGAUGGGGAUGAUCUAGCCUUGGGCAGUUUUGUUACUCCUACCCUUCAAGAUGAUCUAGAAAGCGGUGAAGUUAACUUGGUUUCUGUUGAUGAUCUAAUGAAAAUGAAAGAGGAUGGCAAGCAUUGGGUCUGUGGAGAGAUAUUGGCAAUAGACAGUUACCGAGAUUGGUACUAUAUUUCUUGCAAGGGGUGUAGUAGAAAAGUGAAAUCUGAAGGUGAUAGUUUCAGGUGUGGAGCGUGCAACACUACAGAAGUUGUUCUGAGGUACAAGGUCAAUGUGAGGGUGAUGGAUGAAACCGGUCAUGCUUCCUUUGUAUUUUGGGACAAAGAAUGCACUGCUUUGGUAGGAAAGACAGCAAAUACUCUUCGUGAAGAGAUUGAAAAGAAAGGUGCUGGACUUUACUAUUUUCCAGUUGAAAUUGAUGCAUUGGUUGGAAUUGAGGGGUUGUUUCGAGUUCAAACAAAGAGUGAAACUAUAAGCUACAGGGGUGUGCCAACGUUUAGUGUAAUUGGGAUGAAUUGUGAUCCUG